ACAUUGCCACGCAUUCACUUGAAUUUGUGAAGAAGUACACAGUGGUCUGUUAUCGGGCACAAUGGCGUUUAUUGCCAUCUUUCUUUUGUAUUUGCAGGCAUACAGUCUUUUUGUAGAUUUCUCAGUUGCACAAGAAGAAGAAGAAGAAGUCAAAAUUGAAGUUGUGCACAUGCCAGAAGAAUGUACGAAAAAGAGCAAAAAAGGGGAUAUGCUGAAUGCGCAUUAUGAUGGCUUUCUAGCAACAGAUGGUUCAAAGAUUUACUGCAGCCGAUCAGACAAUAAAGGACACCCUAAGUGGUUUGUACUUGGUGUAGGCCAAGUAAUAAAAGGACUGGACAUAGGAAUGAUGGGCAUGUGUCCUGGAGAAAAAAGAAAAGUCACCAUUCCUCCUUCACUAGGAUUUGGAAAACUAGGGAAAGACAAGGUGCCACCUGAUUCUACACUGAUCUUUGAAAUUGAGUUGUACACCAUAGCAAGAGGACCUCGCAGUGCAGAGUCCUUUCAAGAAAUUGACCUAAACAAAGACAGAUCACUUUCUCGGGAUGAGAUCACAGAAUAUAUGAAGAAGGAGUUUGAGAAGGGUGGUAAUAAACGUGACCAAUCCUUUUAUGAUGCCAUUAUAGCAGAUGUUUUUCGGAAGAAUGACCAUAACGGAGAUGGCUUCAUAUCUGCAAAAGAAUACAAUGUCUAUGAACACGAUGAGCUAUAGUGAAACACUCCAGUUUAAAGUGAAUAUUUAUAGGUAUGGAAGUAAUAAGAAUGUUAAACCAAACAAAGGUAAGAUCUGUUUUGUUAAACUUCCAUACCUAUAAAUAUUUGCUUUAACUACACUACUUUCAACUAAUCUGCCUGCACUUGUUUUACAAGUAAAAUGAAUGGAUUUUUUUUAUAAGAACAUAUUUGAUAUGGUCAAGUAUUGGGUCAUUAUCAGUGCCGGACAGUAAUUUGUCAAAUAAAUACCACUUGGAAAUAGG
Messenger RNA from Acipenser ruthenus (sterlet), 974 nucleotides. It is a transcript of the gene fkbp7, whose product is annotated as FKBP prolyl isomerase 7. The record is from RefSeq and is a predicted model, not a curated record. Gene Ontology annotation, molecular function: calcium ion binding; peptidyl-prolyl cis-trans isomerase activity. NCBI's taxonomy places the organism in Eukaryota, Metazoa, Chordata, Actinopteri, Acipenseriformes, Acipenseridae. The transcript is spliced from 4 exons. Bases 62 to 709 code for a protein of 215 amino acids.